GAAUAAGAUUUUUGUUAUUAUUAAUUUUUUUUGGGUUUUUUUGGUAUAUCGGUUUAAGGUUUAAAUUUGAAGGGUUAAAAGCAUAUGACAAUCGACUUACCCACGGCUCCUUCAUACUCAUUGAAUGGUAAAUUGUUGUGGGCAAUGAGAGUUAGGGCCAAAUAUUUUAUCUUUGCUCACUUGGGUAGGCACUAGGCAGGUAGGCAGCCAUCGGAGGCGGGAAAAGAUAAAUCAGAAAACCAAUUGGGAAGACACCGAUUCAAGAAAUAAAAACUAUCGAAAUAAAUCUUCAUUCAUGGAAGGCUGAAAAUCUUAAACAAACAGAUCAAAUGGUUUCCGCCAACCAAUUAAUUUUCUAUGACUUUUAGCAUCCCGGGUUAUGCACAUAAGCUGUUUGAUGAAAUUCCUGUUAGAAGCAAUGAAAUCGGUGUGACCAAACGAGUGCCUCAGGACCAUGACAAAAUGUGAUUGUUUAAAAGAUUCUAAAUAAAAAAGAACCGUGAGGAAACUCUUGUUAUUUAAUUGGAGUUCUUCUCUUCAUGUAUUUAGUUAAUUUUCUAUGUUUCUUCAUAUUUAAAACAUCAACUUUUGCAGGAAUCAGCAUAUUACUCUAUGCAAGUUUAGCUUCUUAACAAAACGAAUGUAUCUUCAUGAUGGAAAGUGGUUUUACUCUAUGCAAGUUUGAUCGAUUCUUCUCCUUUUCCUCACUGGGCUACUUCUACUUUUUUGGCAAUGAAAACCGGCAUUAAUCGUUAAAAUUUAGCCACUGGUUUUAUGUUUGUCAGGUGAAGAAAACCAACAUUUUCUCUUUGCAAUCGUUGUGCACACCAACUGUUCGACAUAUUGCUUCAUAGACUGUUUCUUCACCAAACAUGAGAAGAAGUUCAAUCUUACCAUUGUUACGUCUACACCAACCCUUAACAUCUUCCCUAUACGACAAAAUCCGGGACAAUUCCUCUUUCACCAAAUCAAGUUUUAUGUGGAUUCAAAUCAUGCACAAAACCUGUGGAGGAAGAAGACCAAAAAAGAAAAUCUACCACAGAGUCCAUGAACUAGACAAAGCCAUGGACCUCCAAAAGAAACCCAAUGUCAUCCUAAAGCUCAAAUCAAUCAUCCAAUCACAAAAGAACCAAUCUUUACUUCUUAGAGACCUCGAAAAAGAAGUGGGAUUUAUUCAAAAAUGGAAUUUCAUCGCUGUUAUUGAAAAAUACCCAUUAAUAUUCCACGUCAGCAGUGGUCACAAAACACCACCUGCAGUCUCACUUACCAAAAAAGCCGAAAAGAUUGCUUCUGAAGAAUCUCUAGCCAAUGAACUCAUGGAACCCAUUUUGGUCAACAAUUUGAAGAAACUAUUAAUGUUGUCAGUUGAUUGUAGGUUGCCACUUGAAUCCAUUGAUUUGAUUCAACCCGAAUUCGGUUUACCUUCUGAUUUCAAGAAAUCUUUAAUCCCAAAAUUUCCCGAAUUUUUCUCUGUAAAAGAAGUACGCGGGAUUCCCCAUCUUGAACUUGAAACAUGGGAUUCCUCCCUUGCGAUAACUGCCCGAGAGGAAAGAUUGAUCCAAGAUAGAAUUUCGGGCAGUUCCGGGCAGCUGAAACGGGCACGAAUUUCAAAAGAUGGAAACUUUCAUGGCCCUUUUGCUUUUCAUUUAAAAUUCCCAGUUGGGUUUCGACCAAACAUGAGUUAUCUUCAAGAACUUGAAAAAUGGCAGAAGAUGGAUUUUCCUUCUCCUUAUUUGAAUGCAAAAAGAUUUGAAGUUUCUGAUCCUAAAGCUCGGAAGAGGGUGGUUGGAGUUCUUCAUGAGGUUCUUAGUUUGACUAUGGAGAAAAGGUUGACUUCUGCACAGCUGGAAGCGUUUCAUUCAGAAUUGAGAUUGCCUGCUAGAUUGUUGCUUUGUUUAAUUAAGCAUCAUGGUUUGUUUUACAUUACUAAUAAAGGUGCAAAGAGUAGUGUUUUUCUUAAAGAAGGUUAUGAAGGGUCAAGAUUGGUUGAUAAAUGUCCCCUUUUGAUGUUUAGGGAUAAGUUUGUAGCACUCAGUGGGAGGAGAGAUGUUGAACAUUCAUCAUGUGUUGUAUGAACAUCUUUAGAAAAUCUAUAUGUGACAUUUGUAUGAAAGUUAUUUGAUACAUGUUUGACUUUUUAAUA
This is a messenger RNA of Lactuca sativa (garden lettuce), 2143 nucleotides long. NCBI's taxonomy places the organism in Eukaryota, Viridiplantae, Streptophyta, Magnoliopsida, Asterales, Asteraceae. The record is from RefSeq and is a predicted model, not a curated record.